Messenger RNA from Aureobasidium namibiae CBS 147.97, 2445 nucleotides. RefSeq lists its product as uncharacterized. The transcript is spliced from 3 exons. Bases 1 to 2445 code for a protein of 814 amino acids. NCBI's taxonomy places the organism in Eukaryota, Fungi, Ascomycota, Dothideomycetes, Dothideales, Saccotheciaceae. The record is from RefSeq and is a predicted model, not a curated record.
AUGUCGUUCGCCAACCUUUGUGGUGACUCCGUCCUGGCCGACGCCCGUCUGGUGGCCUUGGAUGGCUUUGUCAUUCCCUUCCACAGGAUCAUAUUUCGCAUCGCCCCCCAGGACAGACAGCUUGCAGGCUGUGCAUUUGAGCUGUACAUCAACAGCCAUUACCAAGAUGCUAAGACACCUAUCCCUCUCCUUUUCGACGCUCAGACGGUUUGGAGGGUUCUCUGCUUCAUCUACGAUGGCACCUACCAAGACGAAGACAAGGACUUGACCUUUCCCAAGAUUGAGCCUCUUGACUUCCCUCCUUCGGCCAACGCAUCGAACGACGAGCCUCUCGAGCAUCAGGAGGUUGAACUUAUCAGGAGCCUACACAACCUUCACAUCACCUCACAGUCCUGCAGGUCUGAGGUCUUGGUCAAGGCCUUGAACAGUGUCAAAGUAUUCCGCGUCGCCUUCACAUGGAACCUUGACCGUUUGAUGGUCGAGGCCGCACACAGAUUUGGCCAAUUCAUUUCUGGCGCUUUCAACCAGCCUGAGUUCCCACAGAUCAUCGCUCCUGUUUUCAACUCGGUUAUCGAUCCUCACUGCAUGCUCUACGGCCAUCUCGUUCAGGAAUGCUUCUCUCACUGCCAGGACCUCGUCAACAACGAAAAAUUCAUCACCGCUCUGGAACAUAACGGCAAGCUUGCCGUCCAUCUCUACGAGAAGCUCGCUGCUCUUCAAGCCUCUCUCGGUUACGGCAACAACGCCGAUGUGUCUUACGUUUCUUCGGUUCCUCAGCCUGCUGGCACUGCCUCUGCUGUCGACUCUUCGGCUGUCACUCUGCUCCAGAGCCAGCUUGACGAGGCUCUCGACAUUGCUACUUACAAACAAGAGCAGAUCGAUACUCUCAAGCAGGAGAUUGCUCGUCUCGAGAAGACUUGUGCCGAGGUUACGGCCUCCAAUUCUACCAAGCAGGAACGCAUCAACGCUCUUGAGCUAGAGGCCGCCCGUCUCAAGGAGAGUGCUCCUCAAAAGGCAUCGAUCGGCCUGGAGGCUCAGAUCCAGAAGUUGUUGGCUCAAAAGAACACCAAGGAUGCCGUUAUCGACAAUCUUGAGCACCAACUUGAGGAGAAGGAUCGAAAGAUUGCUGAGCUCGACCGCAAUCUCAGCAACACAAACGGCCUCAAUACUACGCUGUCCAAACAGAUCAACGAACAGCGUGUCGGCAAACCCGACAACAUCAACUUCCUUCUAGAGCGUAACGAGGCUGUUGAGAAUGCUAGAAAGCUGCAAGCCCGUGUCACUGAGUUCGAAGACAAGAUCAAGGAGCUUGAGGGUCAAAUGGCUGCUCACGCCCAACAAUCCAUCGUUUUCGAGACUGCUUCUGCUCCUCAGCCACCCGAGAGCAACGGUAUCCAGCACUCUCGUCCUCUGCAGUCUGCACAACCCCCACAGGCCAUCGAGCCCAGACGUGUCGAAGGCUUUGGUAGCAUGGCCAACUCGGUUAACGCCAUGAACGCCCCCUCUUCCGUUCCGCCCGCUCACCCUCCUUCACCACUGACCACUCCGUCUCUCCCGGCUAUUCCCGCUCUUGCUUCACCGGCUCCUCUUACUGGUGGAGCGCUGACCUUUUACCAAAAGAUGGAGAUGAAGAAACGUCGUGCAGCUGCGGGAAUUUACGGCGGAGAAGCUGAUGUUGAUGCUCCAUCCGGCAUGCCUGUGGCUCCCCGUCGUGAGAGCAUUUUCUCCUUCCCUGGGAACGACAACCGCUCGCCCAGCCCUGCUGCUUCGAUGACUAGCACUCAUUCUCGUGCCAACGGUGGUCCUCCUGGCCCUCAUGCCACUCUCGGUCGCCGCAUUGUUGGUCCCCAUGCUCAGCAGAAUAACGGAAGUGCCCACGGCCCUUCUCCGACAACCGGCGAUGCUGGCCAACCUCGUGCCAACGGCACCACUCAGCAUGUGGCUCCUCGUACUAAUGGCAAUGCUGCCGUUCCCAUCGUUGACCCUGCCAGGGCUGUUCCUGUCGCUCGUGCAGACGCUCCCAUUGCUCCUACUGCUCCUGCCGCUAUGCGUACUGCUUUUGUCGCACCACCUGUUACUGCAACCAAUGGCAAUGGCGCACCUGAUGGCAGAGACGAGAUCAUCAGGAAGCUGCAGAGACAAGUACAAUACUUCCAAGGUCAGUUGAACGACCGUCGUAACGGUCCUGGAAGUACCGCUCAGACCAGACCUGCUCAUGGCUCUUCCAAUGCAGGUAACGACAACCGUCUCAAGAAGGUCUUGGAGGCACUGAAGGAUUACUGUGUCGACCACAGGGCUUGCAACGACUGCGGCAUCAACUUCAACGCUCAGUUCAGAGGCAUUGUCGAGCACAUCGAAGAUGACCGCUUGAUCUUGAAGUGUGGCAAGUGCGACAGCGAGAAGUGUGAUCUCUUUGCUGUUGCUGAGAACCCUCGCCGCCGGUGA